GCUACUGGAAGAUGAAAGAGACUAUACAAGGGACCGGGUCUUGGGGGCCUGAGCCUCCUGGACCCGGCAUAACCCCAGCUUACUCAAGUCCCAGGCGGGAGCGUCUUCGUUGGCCCCCACCCCAACCCCGACUCAAAUCAGGUGGAGGGUUUGGGCCAGAUCCUGGGUCAGGGACCACAAUGCCAGCCAGACGCCUCCCUGUCCCCCGGCCUUCUUUUGAUGCCUCAGCUAGUGAAGAGGAGGAAGAAGAAGAGGAGGACGAAGAUGAAGAUGAGGAAGAGGAAGUGGCAGCCUGGAGGCUGCCCCCCAGAUGGGGUCAGCUGGGAACCCCCCAGCGGCCUCGCCCUCCCCGUCCUACUCAUCGGAAAACCUGUUCACAGCGCCGUCGCAGAGCUAUGAGAGCCUUCCAGAUGCUGCUCUACUCAAAAAGCACCUCGCUGACAUUCCACUGGAAGCUUUGGGGGCGCCACCGGGGCCGGCGGCGGAGCCUCGCACACCCCAAGAACCAUCUUUCACCCCAGGAAGGGGGUGCGACCCCACAGGUGCCCUCUCCCUGCUGUCGUUUUGACUCCCCCCGGGGACCACCUCCACCCCGGCUGGGUCUGCUAGGUGCUCUCAUGGCUGAGGAUGGGGUGAGAGGGUCUCCACCAGUGCCCUCUGGGCCCCCCAUGGAGGAAGAUGGAUUAAGGUGGACUCCAAAGUCUCCUUUGGACCCUGACUCGGGCCUUCUCUCUUGUACUCUGCCCAAUGGCUUUGGGGGACCACCUGGGCCAGAAGGGGAGCGGAGUCUGGCACCCCCUGAUGCCAGCAUCCUCAUCAGCAAUGUGUGCAGCAUCGGGGACCAUGUGGCCCAGGAGCUUUUUCAGGGCUCAGAUUUGGGCACUACAGAGGAAGCAGAGCGGCCUGGGGAGAAAGCUGGCCAGCACAGCCCCCUGCGGGAGGAGCAUGUCACCUGUGUGCAGAGCAUCUUGGAUGAAUUCCUUCAAACUUACGGCAGCCUUAUCCCCCUUAGCACUGAUGAGGUAGUAGAGAAAUUGGAGGACAUUUUCCAGCAGGAGUUCUCUACACCUUCCAGGAAGGGCCUGGUGCUGCAGCUGAUCCAGUCAUACCAGCGGAUGCCAGGCAAUGCCAUGGUGAGGGGCUUCCGAGUCACCUAUAAGCGGCAUGUGCUGACCAUGGACGACUUGGGGACCUUGUAUGGACAGAACUGGCUCAAUGACCAGGUGAUGAACAUGUAUGGAGACCUGGUCAUGGACACAGUCCCUGAAAAGGUACAUUUCUUCAACAGUUUCUUCUACGAUAAACUCCGUACCAAGGGUUAUGAUGGGGUGAAAAGGUGGACCAAAAACGUGGACAUCUUCAAUAAGGAGCUACUGCUAAUCCCUAUCCACCUGGAGGUGCACUGGUCCCUCAUCUCUGUUGAUGUGAGGCGGCGCACCAUCACCUAUUUUGACUCGCAGCGCACCCUAAACCGCCGCUGCCCUAAGCAUAUUGCCAAGUAUCUACAGGCAGAGGCAGUGAAGAAAGACCGGCUGGAUUUCCACCAGGGCUGGAAAGGUUACUUCAAAAUGAAUGUGGCAAGGCAGAAUAAUGACAGUGACUGUGGCGCCUUUGUGUUGCAGUAUUGCAAGCACCUGGCCCUGUCUCAGCCAUUCAGCUUCACCCAGCAGGACAUGCCCAAACUUCGUCGACAGAUCUACAAGGAGCUGUGUCACUGCAAACUCACUGUGUGAGCCUCGUAUCCCAGGCCUCAAGCCCAUUCAUUAAUGGGCAGGGGGACAUGGGAGACCCUUCUUUCCCAAGAAACUCCAGUUCCUUUCCUCUCUUGCCUCUUCCCACCCAAUUCCCUUUGGUUUUUCAUAUUUAAAUGUUUUAAUUUUUUUUUCCUUUGAGAGAAUACUUGUUAUUUCUUAUGUUCAGGGGGUGGCCAUGGAAAAUCCCCGUUUUCCCUCUGUCUGCAGGGGAGUAUGGCCUUGUGGCCUGGGUGGGGCAGUCAUCUCCCUUCCGUGUGUAGGGCCGGGGGGCGGGCAGGAAAAUCUGUGCUGGGGGUGGUGGGCGGGCAAAGGGAUUACUGCCUGCCAUAUCUUCAAACUUUUUUUUUUAUAUAUAUAUAUCUAUAUAUAUAUAAAUGCCACGGUCCUGCUCUCGUCAAUAAAGGAUCCUUUGGAGAUA
Molecule: messenger RNA, 2172 nt
Organism: Vicugna pacos (alpaca)
Lineage: Eukaryota; Metazoa; Chordata; Mammalia; Artiodactyla; Camelidae
Gene: SENP3
Product: SUMO specific peptidase 3
Biological process (GO): protein desumoylation; proteolysis
Cellular component (GO): nucleus
Molecular function (GO): deSUMOylase activity
Source: RefSeq, a predicted model, not a curated record